Molecule: messenger RNA, 1291 nt
Organism: Abrus precatorius (Indian licorice)
Lineage: Eukaryota; Viridiplantae; Streptophyta; Magnoliopsida; Fabales; Fabaceae
Product: protein MIZU-KUSSEI 1-like
Exons: 1
Coding region: 138-914 (258 amino acids)
Biological process (GO): hydrotropism
Source: RefSeq, a predicted model, not a curated record
UAUUACUUAAAUUUUAAGCCUCACACAUCCAUCACCAAUAAUAAAAAAGAGAAACUAGAUUCUCUCUUUGUCUGUCUCUCUAUCUUUCCUUUCUAUUCUUUAAGCAGCAGCCACCCCUGUGAUUUUCUUUCUCAGAUAUGAAUACAGUGAUGGCUAGAAGCUCUCAAGACAUGUCCUCUAAGAGGCACUUUCACUGGACCAACAAGGUUGGGACAGAAGAUGGUGAAGUUCCCACUUCAGAAUCAUUCUCAACACUCAUCCAAGAGGAGAAAAAAGAGGAUGAAAAGGUUGUUGUUGCUGCUCCUGAGGCUCAAGCAGCACCUGCAACAAGGAGGAAGCUGCAGGCAGUGGCAAUCUCCAGGAUUCGCUCAGUUCUUACUGUGUUUGGCAAGAACCGUUUAAACACAUCUUUUGGCCUUGGUUCUCGUGUAGUUGGCACCCUCUUUGGAUAUAGACGUGGGCAUGUCCAUUUUGCAUUUCAAAAGGACCCCACUUCCCAGCCAGCCUUCAUGAUUGAGCUUGCAACACCAAUCAGUGGUUUGGUCCGUGAAAUGGCAUCUGGGUUGGUUAGAAUUGCUCUGGAAUGUGACAAGGACAAAGAAGCUGAGAAGAAGGCUGUGAGGCUGCUGGAAGAGCCUGUGUGGAGGACAUAUUGCAAUGGCAAGAAAUGUGGUUUUGCUAACAGAAGAGAGUGUGGGACAAAGGAGUGGGAUAUCCUCAAAGCUGUUGAGCCAAUCUCAAUGGGUGCAGGUGUUCUUCCAGGAACUGAAGCAGGCUCAGAGGGUGAAAUCAUGUACAUGAGGGCCAAGUUUGAGAGAAUUGUUGGCUCCAGAGACUCUGAAGCUUUCUACAUGAUGAAUCCUGAUAGCAAUGGUGCUCCUGAGCUCAGCAUCUACUUGCUUAGAGUCCAGUAGUCUUCCAAGCUGUUUAUUAUACUUAGUUUUACUUUUCUUUUUUUUCUUACUCUUUGUUCUUUGUGGAUUUUGGAACAAUGGGUUAUUGGUAUACUACUUGCUUAGCUCUUCGAUCAUGAAAAUGGAGAUCUAGUCCUCUCCAGCUUUCUCUUUUUUCUUCCUGGAGGUAUAAGAAGUGGAUUUACUAUUGUUUUUUAGUUUUGUUAGAAUAGGUGAGUAGGCUAAGUCAGAAAGGGGGAGAAAUAGUGGGUAACCAAUACUUUACAGCAUGUUGGUGGGGAGGUGGGUCAUGAAAGGUGUAUAUGUGUAGUUUUUCCUUUCCAAUCCUUCAAUUAAUGAUGAGGGACGGAGGUUAUUGCAAAUCAUCAUUGUCUUUG